Bipolaris zeicola 26-R-13 is the source of this 693-nucleotide messenger RNA. RefSeq lists its product as uncharacterized. Gene Ontology annotation, biological process: mitochondrial electron transport, NADH to ubiquinone; mitochondrial respiratory chain complex I assembly. Gene Ontology annotation, cellular component: membrane. The transcript has 3 exons. NCBI's taxonomy places the organism in Eukaryota, Fungi, Ascomycota, Dothideomycetes, Pleosporales, Pleosporaceae. Gene Ontology annotation, molecular function: 4 iron, 4 sulfur cluster binding; NADH dehydrogenase activity. The record is from RefSeq and is a predicted model, not a curated record. Bases 1 to 693 code for a protein of 230 amino acids.
AUGGCCAGCGCAAAGCCAUUGACAAUGUUGGCACGCAGCCGCCCAGCUGCCACACUGCUCCGCUCACCACACUUCGCGUCCGGACGCCUCCCCUCGCCUGCCACAGUCGUCUUCUUCUCUACCACCCUCCCCCGUGCCGCCACCCCAGCAGGACCCCCGCCACCAGGCUUCCGGUUACCGAAACCCAAGCGAUGGGAUGAAGGCGAAGGCGCAUUGGACCGCGCCGGCAAGUACUUCUUGCUCAUCGAGAUGUUCCGUGGCAUGUAUGUCUCGCUCGAGCAGUUUUUCCGACCGGCAUACACCAUCUUCUACCCUUUCGAGAAGGGCCCCAUCUCACCCCGCUUCCGAGGCGAGCACGCUCUGCGACGGUACCCCACGGGUGAGGAGCGUUGCAUUGCUUGCAAGCUCUGCGAGGCCAUUUGCCCUGCGCAGGCCAUCACAAUCGAGGCUGAGGAGCGCAUGGACGGUAGCAGGAGGACUACGCGCUACGACAUUGAUAUGACAAAGUGCAUCUACUGCGGUCUGUGCCAGGAGAGCUGCCCUGUUGAUGCCAUUGUCGAAGGUCCCAAUGCUGAGUACGCCACCGAGACGCGUGAGGAGCUUCUGUACAACAAGGAGAAGUUGCUGGCAAACGGAGACAAGUGGGAGCCCGAGAUUGCUGCGGCUGCUCGUGCCGAUGCACCUUACAGAUAA